Messenger RNA from Anolis carolinensis (green anole), 3087 nucleotides. RefSeq names its product shadow of prion protein (gene sprn). Lineage: Eukaryota; Metazoa; Chordata; Lepidosauria; Squamata; Anolidae. Gene Ontology annotation, cellular component: membrane; nucleus. Gene Ontology annotation, molecular function: nucleic acid binding. Bases 40 to 594 code for a protein of 184 amino acids. Gene Ontology annotation, biological process: protein import into nucleus. The record is from RefSeq and is a predicted model, not a curated record. The transcript is spliced from 2 exons.
GAUGUCACUGGGCAACAUCCGCUCCUUGGGCUCUCCCGCAUGUUCUUCCCUCAUGCCCACCUCCUUCCUGUUGUCGCGCGCGCGGUCGCACGUGCCCAGCCUCGCCUGGAAUCGCGGAGGGGCUCCGGGUCCUUUCCCUUCGAGGCCGCGAGGAGGAGCCACCGGGACCUGUUCUACUUUGCUGUGAUGAAGAAAUGGAGUACUGCUGUCUGCUGGACUCUUAUUUUACUGGCUGCCAUUUUCUUUGAAGAUAUUCAUUGCAAAGGAGGACGUGGUGGAGCACGAGGAGCAGCACGGGGUAGUGCUCGGGGCACUACACGACGGUCAAAGUCUUCAUCUCGCUACAGCUCAUCUCGAUCAGCAUUGUGGGUGGCCGCUGCAGCAGCAGGGGGAGCAGCUGCAGGAGCAUCAGCAGCUAUGGCCUCUGGCAGAAUCAGACCAGGUGGAGAAAACGGUCUAGAAAAUCCAGAUGCAUCAUCUGGCAAUGGCACGGUUGACGGCAGUUACUGGGCAUGGACAUCAGAUGCUCAGUCCUGGCAACCUGUCUUUCUGUUUACUUGUCUGCUUUGUGUUGCUAGUUUCUUUUCUCUCUAAGAAAGCAACUUGCCUUUAAGGGUAUGUUUCUUAAAUCACUGCCCUGGUGUUUGCUUUUCUUGUAGAACUGCUCCAAGUUGCCCCUUUCCCUAAGUUGGACUUGAUUGUAGCCCGUGACUGUACUUACAAGGAAUUCUGGAACUGUUUUGUGAGUUAAGUGAACUACUAACUGUCAAGUGUCCUAUUAAGGUUUCUGAAUGUUGUUUUUAUCUGGAUGCUGUCAGAUAUAAGGACAUUAAAGCCCAGCUCACCUCUGGUGCCUCCACCUCUGUGCAUGACAAGGAUUUGCUCAGAACAACAUGGGAAGCCAUAUUAGCAGUUUUAUCUGCCAAGUCUAGCCAAGUCUAGCUGCGAAAGCGUUUAAAUUAAAGCUUAUUCCUGUCAUUGUCAAAAUUUACAUCACAAUAUUAUGCUGUGGUAAUAAAGGUAUGGUGCUUCACUGUGAAGAGAAGGGAAGGAUCAGCUAUUGCCAAACAUUAUAUGAAUUGAUGUCUGAUUGCAACUUCGUUCCAGCUCCUAGUCCCAUGGCACUUCAACCCAAGAGUUUUCUUUGAUGAGAAAUUUAGUAUUGCUUGCAAAAGAGAGACUUGAGUUGCAAAGCCAAUUUGAGUGAGAAAACCUAGACUUUGAGAUACAGUUGUAAGAAAAAGGAAGUAAACAAAAUAAGUUAUUUUGAUUGUAGUGUACAGUAAUGUGAAUAGGAAGUGCAUGUGAUCCCUUAUACUGGAUUCACCUUUUCCCUAUUUCCAGGAACUGAAAGUGACUUGUUUGUAUUUCAUGGUAUAUAUUUUUUUGCUUAUCCUAUUUCUGAAGCUAUUCUAUUAGCCCUAUAUUAAUAUUGUAGUGGGUUCACAGAACUAGUAUAAUGCAUAUUCCUGCUAAUCUCAUGCAGCCAUAUAUGGAAAAGCCAAAGCUCAACGAUAGAUCACCUGUCAAUAGUUUCUACUGAAGGGAUCCCAUUUAGAAGAUGCAGAAAAAUAUUUUUGAUUGAGGCCUAAGAGUAGACAUGAGGAACAUUUGGUGCAUACCAUAUACAGUGAAACAGCAUUUGGAGGGCCAGUUAUUCUCCAUUGCUGACCAGAAACAGCAGCAUUAUACUACUGAGCAAAACAAAUCAGUGAUAAGAUUUAUUACAGAAGGCAGCUACACAUGUAUGUGACAUAACCAGGAGCCUGUAAAAGAAUAGCAUUUCAACAAUAUGAUAGGCUGCUUGGGCAGAUUCUUGGAGCUGUAAACCAAACAAAGUUACAUUCUCCAUGCUCUGGAUGUGCACUGUAAAUAUACACACAAACUACCUUUGCUAGCUAUGUUGCACGCACCGUUUCAUAUUAAACUGGUAAAUGAAACCAGGUUUUAACUUAGUAAUUAAAUCAUUCCAUUUUGCACUCUUAAACCAAAUUAAAUAGUUUAAAGUUUAAAUUUCUAUAAAAGCAUGGUUAGAGUUGAAGCCUUAAAGCCCAGCCUUAGGGGCCAAUGCAAGCUGCAGCAGAGCCACUUGUGCCUGAGCAGAAGGCAAGGGCAGCUGCCCAACACUGACCUGCCUUUGAUCAAAGUCCUCUGGUCUCCAUUACAACUGCCAGUGCUCAGCAAUCACUGCCAACUCUUACACCAAGGCAGUCUUCUCGCUAAUUUUCCUAUUUUUAGUCGUUUAACAGUUAUUUUCAAAAAUAAUGAUAUGCUGUCUCAAAUACACUUCCAACACUUGGGACCACAUUUAACAUGAUUUUAGAAAAAAAUUGUGACACCUUUAGGACUAGCACAUUUUAGCACAACCUUUCACUGAUUGCAAUCCACUUCCUUACAUAUAUUAUAUACAACAUACAAACUUCAGGUAUGUAAAACAGUGUUAUUGUGGGAAUGGAAUCAAGAGUGAAAUAGGAUUUAGAAAAGUGCAAAUGUAUUCUUGACGCUAAUAAUACACCUUUAAACAUUUGAAUUUUGCUUGAUUCUAUCCUUUUGGUUGUAAUUUUUGCACUGAGUAAACCUUCAAUAUGUAUGUAACUUCAUUCUAUAAGAGCUCAAGAUGCAGUGUAUUUCUUGUGUGCCAUAGCAGUGAUGCUUCAUUGAAGGGGGCUUCCACUUAAGCUGUUUUUGUAUGAGUCGCCUAUUUACAAACUUACCAUCUCUCCUAGACAGAACUUAGAAAAUUGUUUUGUGAUACUUUUACAAUGUUGCUUUCUUGUAACUGUGAUGUGAUAUAUGUAUAUAUAUAUAUAUUUAAAAAACAGUACAUAUCAGUUUUGAAAUCAUAGGUAUUUUAACAGCAAGUAAGUAAAUCAAAAAGUUUGCAAUAAUGUAGACCAGUGGUUCUUGAACUUUUUCAGCCGUGAAAUCCUUCAGAAGACACCCCCUACCCAAUGAAACUCUUAACUUUGUCCCUAAGCAUUGUGAAUCCAUAAAAGUUCUUCCUUCUCUCAUCUACUCCUAUUGCCUGAGUGUUUUGUAUAAUAAUGUAGUAUGUUUGGAAAUAAAGGCAAAACAUUUUAAAUAGAA